UCCAGAUCUCCCUGAUGAUGAGGGCGGGGCAUCUUCUCGUGGCUCUCCUGGCCACGCUCUGCCCAUAUGCAUCAUCAUUUCGGCUGCACACUCCCGCCGGGCUCACUGCGAGGGCACCAAUGGCCCGCGGCAGCGUCCAUCGCAGCGGAAGAGUGCGGUGGGUGUCCAUGCAGGGCGCAUCGACGGCGACUGUCGUUGCGCACGACAUAUUCAUGCCGGCCCUGAGCAGCACGAUGAAUGAGGGCAAGAUCGUGCAGUGGACCAAGGAGGAGGGUGAUUUCAUCGCCAAGGGGGACAUCGUCAUGGUGGUCGAGUCGGACAAAGCCGACAUGGAAGUCGAGAGCUUCUCAGAGGUCAGCACCUCAUGACACACAUAACAUAGUGAGUGCAGCUGCAGAUCGAGAUCUUCUCCUUCUUCUUGUGUUUGCCAGGGUUAUCUUGCAAAGAAGCUCGUGGAUGCGGGCGGGACGGCCAAUGUGGGCGAGACGGUCGGCCUCAUAGCCGAAUCCAAGGACGACAUCGCGGCCGUGGCAGGCGGGCUCGGCUCCAUCCCAUCUGGCGAUGCCAACCGGCACGACGGCACCACGACCGUCCGGAUCCCCCCAUCGCCCACCGCCCCAUCGGACAGCGCCGGUGUGCCCGAGACCUUCAUGGACGAGGCCGCCAUCGCACAGAUCGGCGCGCGAGAGGUCUUCAUGCCAGCGUUGAGCAGCACGAUGACUGAGGGGAAGGUGGCCAAGUGGCUCAAAGGGGAGGGCGAUCGGGUGGAGGUGGGCGACGUGGUGAUGGUGGUCGAGUCGGACAAGGCCGACAUGGACGUCGAAAGCUUUGAAGAGGUUGGGGGGGUGUGGCACCACGCACAUGAGAGGAUUGACGUGAUUUCUGUGAUGAUUGAUGAUCGAUGGAUUCAGGGAUACCUUGCGAAGAUCCUGGUGCCUGAGGGCUCGACGGCUCGCGUGGGCGAGACCUGUGCUCUCAUCGCCGACACACAAGAGAAGAUCGACGUCGUCCGUUCAGCCGGCGUGCAGGCCAUCGCAUCAGGCUCCGGCAGCCGACACGACGGCACGACGGCCGUGUAUGACCGGUCCGAGUCGCCCGCAGCGCCCGCCACCCCUGUGCAGGCGGCCCCUGUGGUGCUCGCCCCCUCGGUGCCGACCACUGAUUUGUUCAUGCCAGCCUUGAGCAGCACCAUGACGGAGGGCAAGGUGACGCAGUGGCUCAAAAAGGUGGGUGACAAGGUGAAUGUGGGCGAGAUGGUCAUGGUGGUCGAGUCGGACAAGGCCGACAUGGAAGUCGAGAGCUUUGAAGAGGUCGGGGGGCCAAUAACAUGUCACGGCCAGGCAUUCCUGGAAUAUUUCGUUCGUUGAUGUCAUUCGUUGUGUGUCGUUUGGUCGUUCAGGGGUAUAUUGCCAAGGUGCUGGUCGACGCGGGCGAUGUGGCCAAUGUGGGUGACCCAGUGGCACUGCUUGUCCAGUCGCCAGAAGACAUCGACAAAGUCACAGCCGCUCCCAGGACCGGUGCACAGCCGGCCGUCCCACCCCCUGCUGCGCCCGCGGCAGCCGCAGCAACAGCAGCCGCAGCGGCCGGCCUCCCCGCCCCCUCCCGCCCCGUCAUCUCUUUCGCAGCAGUCGACACGGGCAAGUACGCCAACGGCUUUGUGCCACCAACGUCUCUCGACCAGGAUGUGAGGGCGCAGCUGCCCCCAGGGUAUGACCCCGACACGGUGGCGGCGGUCUAUCUCGACCAGCUCAGGUCAACGGCGCAGGGCCGGGCCUUCCUGGAGGACCUUGACUCGACCCCCAGGGGCCAGAAGGAGCUGCAGCUGAUGCUGGAGCGGGUCAAGAUCAGGGCGCCGCCACUGGGGGCACUGGUGCCACCAGAUCAGGCCAUUUCGGGCAGUCUCUUCCGCGAGAGCCCCCACGUCCGGGAUCUGGCCGACAAGGCCGGCAUCGACCUGUCGACGGUCAGCGGCUCAGGUCCGGGCGGCAGGAUCCUCCCGCAAGACAUCGCUGAGGCGGCAUCGGGGAAGCGUGAGCACUGGGGCAAGGAUGAGUACUACCAGCAGAAAAAGGCAGUAUGGACGCCCGCUGAGGGUGUGGUGGCGGCCACACCGAUGGCACGGCGGCUGGCCAAGGAGAAGGGCGUCGAUCUGUCGAGCGUCAGAGGCACGGGCAACUUCGGCAGAGUGACUGGCGACGACGUCAGGAGGGCUCUCGGCAUGCCAGUGGAGAAGGAGGAGCCAAGGCCAGCAGCGCCCCCCUCCAAACCAGCACCACCAGCACCAGCCGGCAGGCCAUCAGCAGCCAAGGAGACGGCUCCCGUGAAGCCGAUGGCGGCUGGUUUGGCGGCCAUGGAUGGCAUGCAGAAGGCCGUGGCGCGCAACAUGGAGGCGACGGUGUCUGUGCCGGUCUUCCGGGUGUCGAGGGCGAUCGUCACGGAUGCCUUCGAUCAGCUGUACAAGGUGACGUGACUGAUGACGGCUGCAGCAGACAAGAGAUAAAUACAUGUCUGUCUGUCUCUGCGCGUUGCGCGUGUGUGUGUCUGGUCCAGGAUGUGAAGGAGAAGGGCGUGACGGUGUCUGCAUUGCUCGCCAAGGCUGUCGCCCUCACACUCGAGAAGGUGAGGAAGGAAGUCAACACACAUCCACACACACAUUACAUCAAUACACACGUAUUUCGUGUGCAGCAUCCCAUCUUGAACGCCGCAUAUGACGUUGCCAAUGGCGGCAGCAUCAGGUGGGCCGCACCAACCACAGAGACACACACGAAAAGGCGAGAAAGGUACGCAGGAAUCUCUUUUGUUGGUGCACACUUGCAGGCAUCCUGGUGAGGUGAAUGUGGCGAUGGCUGUGGCUCUCGAUGGCGGCCUCCUCACCCCCGUGCUCAAGCAGGCCAACGCGGUCGACAUAUUCCAGCUGUCAAGAGACUGGAAGGUGACACACGAGACACGCAGACAUACAUCCAAUCAGGACGACCCAAUUUGUGAUGCUUGUCUGUGUGUGCUGCAGGAGUUGGUCAACAAGGCCCGCGACAAGAAGCUCGGUGCGGCAGAGAUGAGCACCGGCACCUUCUACAUCUCAAACCUGGGCAUGAUGGGCGUCAACCAGGUGGGUGCGCUGCACUCGCAAGCUCUGCCGCACCAGUGGCUGUCUAUGUCCUGAUGUUGGUUCGCGUGUCGUGAUGAUCAGAUGGACCCCAUUUUGCCCCCGGGUGUGGGCGCCAUCAUGGGUGUCGGCGCCGCAAUACCAAGGGUCACUGUGCAGGUGAGUGUGCGGACACGACCCGCAUCGUGUACCAUCUCUGUCGGUGUGAAUGAAUGUGUGUUGUGUUGGUUUGGUUUGGUUUGGUUGUUGGCAGGGUAAUGGCUUCAUCGGGGUGCAGAAGGAGAUGACAGUGACGCUCACAUGCGACCACAGGCACAUCUAUGGCGCAGAUGCAGCCGCAUUCCUACAGGUGACAGACAGACAGCACACUCACCGAACAACCGAUUGACGGGCCGACUAAUACGCACUUAUUUCUCUGCCUGCCUGCCUGCCUGCCUGCCUGUGUGUUGUUGACUGACUGACACGCAGGACCUGGCCCAUUUAAUGGAGAACGAUCCACAGAGGCUCCUGAUGGGGUGAUAGAUGAUGCAAGAAUGGGCGGUGACUGUCUGUUGACGUACCAAUGAGCGUUGUCUGCGAACGAAGCGCUUUCUCGCCGGCCAGGAGAGGCUGAUGGGGUUUUUUGAAAUGAUUUGCAAUUGGCCGAACAUGAUGAUCGCAUCGUUACUUACUGCAUGCACUCAUACACUUGUGCGUUUGUGCCGUGUCUUGUUGUUGUGUGAUUGCUGUGAUGGAUUUUGACGAUGAGACUGCGUAUGUGCGUGGUGAUGGGUGAUCAAUCAACAUCAUGUACAGA
This is a messenger RNA of Vitrella brassicaformis, 3899 nucleotides long. Lineage: Eukaryota; Vitrellaceae. The record is from the annotation of a GenBank genome assembly.